CACACAAACAAACAUGGCAGCGUGCACACAAAUUGAAAAGUAGAGUAUGGUUGUGAAAUUAUUGUAACUGUCCAGAGAUGUUAAGACGUUUUAAGCCUUAUAGGCGAUUGGCCGGAGGUCCAAAAGAAAGGAUAAAUUUGCUACGUGGUCUAAUCAACCACCUCGUAAAGUAUGAACGACUUGAGACUACAUACGGGUUAGCACACGAGACACAGAAAUAUGCCGAAAGGCUAAUAAAUGUUGCAAAGAAAGGUGAUCAUGAUCCGGCAGCAAUGAAACUCGCUGACUAUUGGCUCUAUGAGAAACAAUUAGUACACAAACUGUUCAAAGUAUUGGUACCUCGGUUUGAAAAUUCCACUGGGCUGUACACAAGGCUAUUAAAAGUUCCAGGAUACAAUGAAAAAGGCAUUCCGACUGCUUUUCUAGAAUACAAAGGGAACCCAUAUCCACCACUGAGGCCGGAAAAAAGAAAGAAUCCUGAUUGGAUAAUUAACCAGCUGAUUCGCGGAGCAAUGCUGGAUCUUAAGAACUCUGGGAAAUUGAAAGGAGAUAGCUCAAUACCGCCCUCUACAAACACUCGAUCCAGCGAUAGAGUUUCUGCAGUUGGUGAUGGGACAGCGGUCUAAGACUGAUAAAAACGAAAAUUUUGUGGAGUAAACAUUAAUUUUAUGUGGAUUGCGUGUUGAUAUAAUUCCCCUUUCCAAUACUACAACUAUACAAUAACAAAACAGUGUAAAGAAGUAUUGUCGCUUGAAAAAUACCCAAAAAUAUCAUUAAAAAAAUCAUUUUUGAAAUUAAACUCAUUUUGAAGUAACAGAUUAUUCAGUGUAAAAAUCAGGGUACACAUUUUUUUUUUACAAUUCAAUAGUUUCUCUGCUCAAGUUGUUAAUUUCAAAAUUAUUUUUUUAAUGAUUUUUUUUUGUCACAUUUGGGGGAACAAUACACCUUAAAGAAAUAGCCUCUUUUUGAAGAAUUUUGAUUUAACAUUAACAAGAAAAGAUAAACACACAGAUCUGCUUAAGACUGUUUUAUUACUAUUAUUACCUUGUCUUAAGUGUGUAAAACAUCAUGUUAUAUUAUAGCAAUGUUUGGCAUGCAAUCCUAUAAUCUAUUACUGUACUGCAUACACAUUUCAUGUGUCCUGGUAAUUAAUUAUACUCUAAUGUACAAAGGUAUUAAAUUAAGGAUUUUUGGAGAUGAUACAUGUUUAUCCAUAAAAUAUAGUAAAAUAUCUAUAAUAAGCUACACCUUUAAUUGGUACAUAUUGUUAAAAUAUGAAAUGCUAACUAAUACAUAUACUUGUCUAGAAUAGGUCGAAUGUUGUACAUUUGAACUGAUUUUUAAUAAACUUGUCUAUCUAAUGUGCCGACUUGCUGAACCAUGUUCAUGAGUCGGCAUCACAAAGAAA
Anneissia japonica is the source of this 1408-nucleotide messenger RNA. Its product is annotated as 39S ribosomal protein L17, mitochondrial-like. Gene Ontology annotation, cellular component: ribosome; mitochondrial large ribosomal subunit. Lineage: Eukaryota; Metazoa; Echinodermata; Crinoidea; Comatulida; Comatulidae. The record is from RefSeq and is a predicted model, not a curated record. Gene Ontology annotation, biological process: translation. The transcript has 3 exons. Bases 78 to 626 code for a protein of 182 amino acids. Gene Ontology annotation, molecular function: structural constituent of ribosome.